Staurois parvus is the source of this 478-nucleotide messenger RNA. NCBI's taxonomy places the organism in Eukaryota, Metazoa, Chordata, Amphibia, Anura, Ranidae. The record is from the annotation of a GenBank genome assembly.
GGCUAUCAGCGGUGCUCUGUGUCCCUCGGACACAGCGAAUCACCGAUCAUGGAAAGAGCUGAAGAUGUUGGCUCGGUCAUGUGAUCAGCUGUGUCCAAUCACUGAUCAUCAGGGCACUGAUGAUCAGUGUGCCCUGAUGAUCAGUGUAGACCCAGCAGUGCUACCUGUCAGUGCUCAUCAGUGCCUCGUGCCAGUGCCCAUCAGUGCCACAUCAAUGCCACAUAUCACUGCCUACCAGUGCACAUCAAUGCCACAUAUCAGUGCCCAUCUGAGCUGUCUUUCAGUGUCACCCAUCAGUGCCAGUCAGUGCCACCUAUCAGUGCUGCCAAUCAGUGCCACCUAUCAGUGCUAGUCAGUGCCACCUAUCAGUGCCAGUCAGUGCCACCUAUCAGUCUGCAUCAGUGCUGUCUAUCAGUGGCCAUCAGUGCUGCCUAUCAGUGCCGCUUAACAGUGCCAGUCAGUGCCACCUAACAGUGCC